Molecule: messenger RNA, 1377 nt
Organism: Acanthocheilonema viteae
Lineage: Eukaryota; Metazoa; Nematoda; Chromadorea; Rhabditida; Onchocercidae
Source: the annotation of a GenBank genome assembly
AUGUAUGGGGAGUUGCUUGGUCUGGGUUUGAUUGCUUUACUUGAAUUGAGUUCGAGUGCUGGUACUAAAGCAUUUACGAGUGAUAUUCUAAAUGGGAAUGAAUUAUCAUUACAAUUGAAUUUCAAUACCAAUUCUUCACCCGAAAAAAUUGACACAAUUGGGUAUACUGUUGCCGCGAAUAACAUCCUAAAUUCAAUGAAUACAACAACGAAUCCAUGCGAUAACUUUUUCCAGUAUGCUUGUGGACGAUGGAUUCAUGAACAUCCGAUACCGGAUGAUAAAUCUGGAUACGGAACAUUUGUAAUAACUACUAACAUAGUUCGAAAUCAAAUGAAAGCAUUACUGGAAUCAAAUGAAACGGUAACACCAGAAUGCAUUGAUGUGGCUCGUAUUCUUUACAAAGCAUGCAUGAAUGUUGAUAAAAUUAAAGUGGUAAAAACUGAGCAAUUAAUCGACGCAUUUCGUAAAAUUGGUAAAUGGCCAUUUAUUGAAGAAAAUUGGGAUAAUUAUACGUUUGACAUUACGGAUAUGUUAGCAUCGGUAACUGAAACAUUCGGUGAUCCAAUUUUGUUCAAAAUUUUUAUUGAUGCUGAAUCUAAAAAUACCACAGUUCAUGGUCUAUAUAUAGAUCAAGCUGAUUUGGGUCUUGGAAGUGGUACUCAGGAUUAUUAUUUGAAUCCAACAAAGUUCCCGACACAUUUGAACGCAUACAAAGAAUACCAGUUGGAUACCUUAAAAUUGGUGUUGAGCGGGGCUAACAUUAGCUAUGAUAUAUCUCAGCUCAUAACUGAUGUCAACGAUGUGACGGCAUUUGAAAUCGAAAUUGCCAAGUUCAUUGAACCGGAAGCAAAUCGACACGAUAGCUCACGUCUGUACAAUAAAAGAAUGAUUGCUGAUCUCUACAAAUUGUUUCCACAGAUUGAUUGGAUCAAAUUUUUAAUCCAUUUAACACCAACUUCAAUGCAUGAUAUAAUUGAUAAUAAUACGAAUAUUAUAGUUCAAGAAAUGGGAUUUAUAAAAAAUUUAUCAAAUCUAUUGAGCAUAACCAGCAAUCGUAUCAUUGCUAAUUACAUUUCUUGGCGAAUAAUUGAUGUUUGGAGUGAUAUACUGGGAAAAGUAUUUGAUGAUAUCCGACUGAAAUUAUUGCGUGUAAUGAGCGGUCAACAAAAAAUGAUGCCACGUUGGCAACGAUGUGUACAGAGGUCAGAAAAUUUGUUGGCACAAGCUACCGGCGCAUUGUUUGUUCGGAAGCAUUUUAGUUCAAGCAUACGCAAGGAAGUAAUGGAUAUCCUGGAAAAUGUACAAAAAGCAUUCCGAGAUACUGUUAAAGAAAUAGAUUGGAUGGAUAAUAGUACCAAAAAUGCUGCUUUACAAAAG